This is a messenger RNA of Saccharomycopsis crataegensis, 543 nucleotides long. It is a transcript of the gene POP7, whose product is annotated as ribonuclease P/MRP protein subunit POP7. The transcript has a single exon. The record is from RefSeq and is a predicted model, not a curated record. Gene Ontology annotation, cellular component: ribonuclease MRP complex; nucleolar ribonuclease P complex. Gene Ontology annotation, molecular function: RNA binding; ribonuclease P activity; ribonuclease MRP activity. Gene Ontology annotation, biological process: tRNA 5'-leader removal; intronic box C/D snoRNA processing; rRNA processing. Lineage: Eukaryota; Fungi; Ascomycota; Saccharomycetes; Ascoideales; Saccharomycopsidaceae. Bases 1 to 543 code for a protein of 180 amino acids.
AUGGCGAUAAAGAACAAAAAAAUAGAAAAUGCCAAGAUCAUAAAACAUAAGCCUCCGUCGGCAUUUAAGUAUUCCAAUACAAACAAGAUCUUCAAACUUAAGGCAUCUUCCCCGUUCAUGUCAAGCGUUAAACAGAUUCAGAAAAAGCUUUCGCAAAUCGAAAAACUGAUUGUUCUUGCCAAUGCCCGGAAUAAAGGGGCAAACAUCGUCAAAGAAAAGUACCUCACUGUCGUGGGGUUGCAAAAAGUGAUACCUAAACUCCUUCAGGUGGCCUGCUAUUUCCAAGAGCGUCAUCAUCGGGUGGAAAUCCUUACAAAGACCGUGAACACAAUAGACGAGUUUCAAAUAAGGAAUUCCCUGCAGCCAUCCCAAGGAGCGGUCGAUAGAAAUUGUGACACUGGAGAAAUCGUGGAAGCCACAAGUAGUUGUUUGAUCAACGAUAGCGGUAGCGAAGAAGAAGAGGAGGAGGAAGUAGAAGAGAGUCUCAUACGGAAACGUUCCAUUGCCGGCUUGGAAUUGAAGAUCCAUAUUUCUAGCGUUUGA